This is a messenger RNA of Durio zibethinus, 1907 nucleotides long. RefSeq names its product NAC domain-containing protein 100-like. Gene Ontology annotation, biological process: regulation of DNA-templated transcription. Gene Ontology annotation, molecular function: DNA binding. The record is from RefSeq and is a predicted model, not a curated record. NCBI's taxonomy places the organism in Eukaryota, Viridiplantae, Streptophyta, Magnoliopsida, Malvales, Malvaceae.
GAUGGGGAAGGAGGGUGGCUAAAACAAACUACCAAGGUCCAAGUUGCCUUCCAUACCACGUUUAUUUCUCUUCACACACCAGUAUUUAGGGGGCUUUUGUUUCUUAUGCUUCUUUUUUAUCUGAACACUUCUCCAUCUUUCAGGUUUACUGCUUUUUAGUUCCAUGGCUUCUCCCUUUUUCUCUCAAUCCGUAACUUUAUUUUUUUUUUCCUAACUUCCCUUGGCUUUAUAUAAGCUUUUUCUUAUCUCUUUGCUGCACCACUUUUCUUUGAAUCUAUUCAGUUCUUUAUUUGUUUUUGUUUUCUGUCUGUUUGGCGCUUUGGACAAUAAUAUCUUUAGCUGUUUGGUCAGAAGAUGUUAUAAGGCUGUGUUUUGUUGGGAUCUGAAGCUGAAUUUUGGGGAGUAUUUGUAGGCUGUAGCUUGCUGAUUGGAACCAAACCAAGAUUGUGAAACAGAAGGUUUUAGGUUUUUCCAGGAAUGGCAACCAUUGCCGUAGUUAGUGAGGAAGAUGAUCAGAUGGAUUUGCCACCAGGUUUCAGGUUUCACCCAACUGAUGAAGAGCUUAUUUCUCACUACUUGUACAAGAAAGUUCUCGACAUCAACUUCAGCGCUAGAGCUAUUGGAGAGGUGGAUUUGAACAAGUCUGAGCCCUGGGAAUUGCAUUGGAAAGCGAAAAUGGGAGAGAAAGAAUGGUACUUUUUCUGUGUUAGAGACAGAAAAUACCCUACUGGUCUGAGGACAAAUAGGGCUACUGAUUCUGGCUACUGGAAAGCCACAGGGAAAGAUAAGGAGAUUUACAGAGGAAAAUCAUUGGUUGGAAUGAAGAAAACUCUGGUUUUCUACAAGGGUAGAGCUCCUAAGGGAGAGAAAACCAACUGGGUCAUGCAUGAAUACAGAUUGGAAGGCAAAUAUUCAGUCCACAACCUCCCUAAAACUGCCAAGAAUGAAUGGGUGAUUAGCAGGGUAUUCCAAAAGAAUUCCGGUGGGAAGAAAACCCAUAUUUCAGGUCUGAUUAGGGUGGGUUCCUUUGGUAAUGAGUUGGGUCCUGCUGAUCUACCACCAUUAAUGGAAUCUUCUCCAUACGAUGGCAAGAGCAAACCUGUUGCCGAAUCGGCUUACGUGCCCUGCUUCUCCAAUCCUAUUGAUCUCCAACGAAACCAACAAGACACAAUUGAUACUUUCAACAAUCCUCUUCUUCCUGUUUCGUCUAAUUCUACCGACAUUUUCCCACGAAUCCCGCUUUCAAACUCUUUCUAUUGUGCUCAACCUGUCCCUGUCCCUGUCCCUGUCCCAUCCAAUUUUCAAUUCCCUGGAUCUGUUCUAAUGCAAGACCAAUCAAUCCUGAGGGCCUUGAUUGAAAACCGUGUAUCAAAUAUGAGGCAGGAUUUCAAAACAGAGAAGGAGAUGGUUAGUGUUUCACAAGAAACAGGUUUAACCACUGAUAUAAACACUGAAAUCUCUUCAGUCGUAUCAAAUCUGGAAAUUGGAAAGAGGGCAUUUGAUGAUCAAGGAGGCCCUUGUACUUCAGCUGCACCAGUGGACCUUGAUUGUUAUUGGCAUUACUGAAAUCAGAAACAGCAACAUUUGAAGAAUGAAGAAGUUAUUAAAAAAAAGAAAAAAGCUACAACUUUAGAAGAUUAGACCUUCAGCUACUAUUAUUGUCUGGAAAAGAUGAUGUGAGUCUAUGUAUAGCUUUUGUUGAAGUCUAAAUGAAAACUUUGAAAGAAAUGAAGCAUAAAAUUAUGUAUUAUACAUUUAUAAUUAAAUUAUCAUAUAAGAAAAACUUCAAUCUCUCUUUCUUAUACUAUCUUUUUUUUCCUGGGUUGCUGUUAUGUUGGCAUCAUUAUUGUCAAAUUGCUUAGAUACAGAAUUUGUCUGAUAUGAGAUUGAGUUGGUAGCAUCUGAUA